AUGGCACGUCUUGCUCUGUUUCUGUCUUUUCUCCCUCUAUUAGCUUCGAUCUCUGGAGUGAACUGUCGUGUUUUAAGUUCUCUGUCCGAGGAUAAUAACUCGAUCUUGGUCUCCGAUGGAGUCCAAGACGGAUCCAGCAACGAGUUCCUCAGUCUUGAUCCGCCAAAUCUCUCUUCCGAGAAUGCUUGUGUUCAUGUCUACGGGUUUCUGCCUUGUGCAGACAAUAUUGAAGGAUAUGUCUUCCAAGUUUUCUCCUUUGGUUGUCUACUGAUCAUCGGUGAAUACUUUUUGUCUAAAGGAAGGUGUAAGCUCUUUGUCAUCUUCGAAGUCUGUUUCUUUGGUGGUAUCAUCUUCCCUCUCCUUGUAAUGUUCCCAAGAAUCACCCUUAUUCUCGCGACUGGACUAAUGGGAAGCCGCGAAAUGGCAAACUCGAUGGUGGGUAAUAACGUUGCAGUUACUGUGGGAUACUCUGUCUUUGCUUUGACAGUGCAGUGGGGAGCUUGUGUUGUCUUUGGCUUGCCUGGUUUGAGCUCAGAUCAGUCCAUAGGAAAUGGAGAAGUCCAGAGAGCUAGCGUAAAGGCAGAUCCUAAGAACAAGAAAGCGGCUGGGAUUAUGCUCUUGACUUUAUUUCCCUUCGUCUUGGUCACCUUUUCAGAGACAUUUGACUCUAAAUCUUGGGAUGACUCUAUCAUUUUGAUCACUCUCUUAUUCUCUGGUUCUGCAACUGUUCUUUUCUUUGUUUAUCAUUAUUUUGAUAAAGCGGACCAAGUGAAGAGCUUAGAUCACGCGAGGUUUGAGCUCAUGUCAGAAGUUCAUAAGCACUUGCAGAACUUUGCCCCUCAAAGCCUUAUAAGAGAUAAACAACUAAGCAAAGAGAGCUUAAAGAGUUUGUUUGAAAAAAUCGAUGUCAACAAAGACGGAAAGAUUCAAGUUUCAGAGCUAAAAGAUCUGACGGUGGAGUUUGGGGUGUUGGGCAGAAUGAAGUGUGACAUACAUGAGCUUGCCACUACAUUGCUUGCUGAUUUCGACAGUGAUAAAGAUGGUGAGAUAGAUGAGACUGAAUUCGAGAAAGGGAUCGAAAAAUGGCUGAGACAGUACAAAUUCACCGUCGAUAGCACCGAUUCACAAAAAGAGUACCAAGCUGAGGAUGAGGCAGUAUUGAAGAUGGUACAAACAAACGAAUGUCUUUUUACUAAGUUACUGACAAAGAGAACCUUCAAAGCUGUCACUGAAGUCAUUAUAGGGAUUCUUAUUGUCAGCUUUCUUGCAAUGCCUUUCAUGAUGAAUAUCGAACUUUUGUCGGUAUCAGCUGGAGUUCCUUCCUUCUAUGUUGUCUUUGCAGUGAUCCCUUUGGCAAGAAACCUAAAGAACGCUUUGUCUGCUCACUUCUGUCGCAAGAAAGACCAAGCGAGAAUCACAUCCGAUAUAUUCUCUGAGAUAUACAGAGAUGUUACAUUAAACAAUUUGCUGGGGAUUACAAUUAUAUUGGCGAUUGUGUACUUGAGAGGCUUAACUUGGGAUUACUCAACAGAAGUUCUCAUUAUUGUGAUUGUUGGCCUCAUAAUAGGGGUACCAGCUUAUGUGAGAUCAACUUAUCCAUUUUGGAUAAGUGUCUUGGCUUUUGCUCUCUACGUCUUCUCCCUUGUCCUUAUCUAUCUCCAUUCAACUCUCUAG
Camelina sativa (false flax) is the source of this 1674-nucleotide messenger RNA. Lineage: Eukaryota; Viridiplantae; Streptophyta; Magnoliopsida; Brassicales; Brassicaceae. The record is from RefSeq and is a predicted model, not a curated record.